UCCUCCUGUGCCGAUCAUUGACUCCAAAGGUGUUGCCCUUUCUGCCACCGAAGAAUACUACGUGACGCAGCUCAACGGUGGUCCAACAGCCGGUGGAUUACAAGCGGGUGUAGAACGCGACGUGAAAUGCCCGUUGAUUGUUCUGCAGAAUUAUAAUCCGGCAUUUCCAGGGGAGAAAGUGAAGAUCACUAUGCGAGGAUCAAAUUCGAAAAGGAUCAUGACGGAGACACCAUUAGAUAUUGAAUUUGUGAAAAAACCUGCGUGCGCUUCAUCGUCGAAGUGGGUGGUUGUUAAUGAAAAGACGUACCCUGGAGAAUGGUUGGGUAUUGGUGGUGCCGCAGAUCUUGGAGCGGGUAAGAAGAUCGUGGAGGGAGUGUUUAAGAUUGAGAAAUACUUGUUUCUUGAGGGUUACAAGUUCGUGUUCUGUCCCAAGGGCUCCACCAGAUGCUUCGACUUUGCGCGACGUGAAGAGAAAAACGGAAAGCGUUUGAUCUUGGUGAAUAUAACUACUACUCCUUUAAUCUUUGAGGCGGAGUUUGUUAAAGCUGUUAAGCCAAACUCAUCAGGUGUUUUGUUCUAGGAUAUGUAAAAUGAGGGUUGAGUGGUGUAUGAUGGCAUUAGAACACACGAUGUGGGAGUUGCUUAAACCAGUUUUUUGUUUUAUUAAUAACACG
Molecule: messenger RNA, 674 nt
Organism: Vigna unguiculata (cowpea)
Lineage: Eukaryota; Viridiplantae; Streptophyta; Magnoliopsida; Fabales; Fabaceae
Product: kunitz-type trypsin inhibitor-like 2 protein
Molecular function (GO): endopeptidase inhibitor activity
Source: RefSeq, a predicted model, not a curated record